AUGCGAUCUGAUGCAGUCAAACUAUCACCAACAGACUAUGAUUAUAUUAUGCAAUAUAAAGAUGCAAAAUCCAAACCUCUAGAUAUGCUUGGAGACAAAUAUCCUAUGUCGUAUACUCGUUUUUAUCAGAUAUGGAAGGGAAAAGAGGUUUGUACAAAUACUUGGAAACUAUCUUUAGCUGAUUCAGAAAAUGAUAUUCCGAAACCUGUAGUUGUGGGAAAGACAAAAAAGAGAUCCAAAUUCAAAUCCGUUCACAUAUCUGAUCCGCCUUCUGAUAGUAAAGAUUUGACAGAAAAAAUAGGCGGUGACUCACAAAGUUCGGUUGUUUUUACUACAGAUGUAAUUACCCGGCUUGAAAAACUUGCACAACAAAUUUUAAAUUUUUUAAUGAUAAUAUGUUCGGCUCUAAUGUUAUGGAAAACGUUAUCACUUUAUACCAAUACAUUUUUCAGGGGAGAUUUAUUAUUUUUAACUAUGCCAAAGGAACCAGUGAAAGUAGGUGAUAUUGUAGUAUUUAAGAUUCAAGGGAGAGAAGUGCCAAUUGUUCAUAGAGUAAUAAAAUUACAUAAUAAAGCUCAAUCAGAUAAACAAUACAUUUUGACUAAAGGGGAUAAUAAUCAAGUAGAUGAUAGAGGUUUAUAUAAUAAAAAUCAAUUCUGGAUUCAUAAAGAACAUUUAGUUGGAAAAAUUUCUGCCUUAUGUUGGAAUGAUUACUAUAUCACUCUGGAUAUAAAAGCCUCUGAUAAGAAAGCUAUAAUAAAAUUGUAUUUAAAUCCUCUCAUGAUAGUUCCAGAGACUUAUAGUAUAUCAAAAAUGCCUAAUUCUCAUAAUGCAUUUUCAAAAUGUUAA
Molecule: messenger RNA, 849 nt
Organism: Entrophospora candida
Lineage: Eukaryota; Fungi; Glomeromycota; Glomeromycetes; Entrophosporales; Entrophosporaceae
Source: the annotation of a GenBank genome assembly